Purpureocillium lilacinum is the source of this 876-nucleotide messenger RNA. RefSeq lists its product as uncharacterized. The record is from RefSeq and is a predicted model, not a curated record. NCBI's taxonomy places the organism in Eukaryota, Fungi, Ascomycota, Sordariomycetes, Hypocreales, Ophiocordycipitaceae.
AUGACGUCCAGCUACGGCACCGCGACCGCGCCGCCCGCUGCCGGCAACGGCAACGGCAACGGCGUCCUGCCCGGCGACGAGGAGGAGCCGCUCCUCGGCGGGCGCCACGGCCGCAAGCCCGUCUCCAAGUCGCUCCUCGUCCGCUGGCGCAAGCAGCUGCGCGCCGAGGUCUCGCGCUCCUGGGCCGACCUCGUCCUGCUGCUGUGCUACGUCGUCACCGGCCUGCUCGACAGCUCCUCGACCCAGGUCUGGGGCGCCUUUGUCUCCAUGCAGACGGGAAACACCGUCUACGUCGGCCUCGGCCUCGCGUCCCUCAUCUACCCGCCCACGAGCCCCCGCCUCUACAAGUCGGGCAUCUCCCUGCUCUCCUUCUGCAUCGGCUCCUUCUUCUUCGCGCGCUUCCACCGCUUCUUCUCGCCCAAGCGCCGCUGGGUCCUGUGCGUCUCCUUCGGCGCCCAGGCCCUGCUGACCAUCGCCGCCGCCUGCAUCGUCACCUUUGCGCGCAGCGGCUCCUCGGACGACAAGGACGCCGUCGACUGGACCGUCCUGGUGCCCCUCGCGCUCGUCGCCUUCCAGAGCUGCGGCCAGGCCGUCACCAGCCGCGCCCUCAAGUACAACGCCCUCACCAGCGUCGUCCUCACCAGCAUCUACUGCGACCUCUUCUCCGACCAGGACCUCUUUGCCCUGCACAACGUCGAGCGCAAUCGCAGGGCCGCUGCGCCGAUUCUGCUGCUGCUGGGUGCCGUUGCUGGCGGAGUCUUUUCGCACAGCGCCGUGGGCAUUGGCGGCGCGCUGUGGACUGCCGCCGCCAUUAAGCUGUCCAUGGUGGUCAUGUGGUUCUUCUGGCCUGCCGAGCCGGAGGAGGAUGAAUCCUGA